This is a messenger RNA of Cryptomeria japonica (Japanese cedar), 1389 nucleotides long. RefSeq names its product putative FBD-associated F-box protein At5g56440. The coding region runs from base 1 to 1389 and encodes 462 amino acids. NCBI's taxonomy places the organism in Eukaryota, Viridiplantae, Streptophyta, Pinopsida, Cupressales, Cupressaceae. The record is from RefSeq and is a predicted model, not a curated record. Gene Ontology annotation, molecular function: protein binding. The transcript is spliced from 4 exons.
AUGGCUCGGAAAAGAAGUCGACUAACCCUAAACGACUUGCCAGAUAGCAUUCUGCACUUGAUUCUCAGUAAAAUACCUUUCAAAGAAGCAGUGCGUUGUUCUAUUGUUUCAAAAAGAUGGAAACCUUUUUGGACAUUUGUAGAGAACCUAAAAUUUUCAGGGGAAUUCUGUUUUUCAUUUCAUAGCCCUACUGAAAUCCAGAAUAUAACAGAUCGUAUUUUUCAGCUUCAUUCUGGAUCGCUUGAACUUUUUGAGUUGAACAAUGUCCAAUUCUGCUGUUCAAGUGACAAGAUGUCUGAUUGGAUUCACGGCGCUGCUCUUAAGGGUGUGCGCGAGAUUCAGAUCGAAGAGAAGAAUCCAGAAAUUUCUGCAGUUCAGGUUCCUGCAGCCAUUUUUUCUUGCCAAAGCCUCAGAUCUUUGACUCUGAAGAAUUUUCUUCUGACAAACCUACCGGACAGUUUUGGUGGCUUCGCCAGCCUGACAAUAUUAGAUCUCUAUAAAGUUGAGCUGAAUGACAAGAUCAUUGAGCUCAUGUUGCAAGUAUGUCCAGGUUUGGAACUUUUAAUCCUUAACAACUGUAAUGGACUUGAGAGAUUGAAGAUAUGUUCCAAGAGUCUAAAUGCUCUCUCUAUCUCCUCUAAAAUCAAAGCAAUAACAGCAAAUUGUCCGCUAUUAACGAGCCUUAUAAUAUUGCUUGAUAACACUGAGACGGAAUUGGAUUUGCCUGCAUGUUUAAGCCUAUCUACAAAUGGAAGACUUGAAUCAUUUACAGCUCUGAGAACACUGAGAAGAAUUACCAUUUUGAACGGGAUAUUUUGGCGCGAUUUAAAGAUUCUCAAAGAAUUUCCAGACUUGAAACAAAUGUGUAUACAAAAGGUUCAAUACUCAGAUACAGACUUGCCACGGCUUGAUGAUGAUGCAAUUUUACCGCUGGAGAAUCUAAAGAGGGUUCAUCUGGACAUAACCCACUUUCAUGACCCUGUGCCUCUACUUAGCUGUCUUUUUCAAAUUGCUCCUGCUCUCAAAACUUUAUUAAUUUCCCGAAAGAAAGGAUUUGAUGGCGUUAAGGGUUUGCGAUUUAUCAAUCUGGCUUGGAAUCUUCAGCGACCACCUACAGAAACCAAAUGCAGAAAUGUUUUUUGUGUUGCACUUAAAGAAAACAAUUCUUUUGAGGAUGAUUGGGUUAUUGAUUCUGGUGCUACACAACACAUGUCUCAUAAUAAGGAACAAUUUGAAUUAAUAAGUGAAAGUAGUGCAGAAAAAAUAUAUUUGGGAAAUAACAAUGCUUUGGAAGUUAAAGGGUCCAGAAAUGUCAAAGUUGAUAAUGGUGUGUUUAAAAAUGUGAAGUUAGUUCCUGAAUUCAAAACAAAUCGACUUUCUGUAUCAUAA